Histoplasma capsulatum G186AR is the source of this 5796-nucleotide messenger RNA. RefSeq lists its product as uncharacterized. Gene Ontology annotation, cellular component: transcription factor TFIIIC complex. Gene Ontology annotation, biological process: 5S class rRNA transcription by RNA polymerase III; transcription initiation at RNA polymerase III promoter. The record is from RefSeq and is a predicted model, not a curated record. NCBI's taxonomy places the organism in Eukaryota, Fungi, Ascomycota, Eurotiomycetes, Onygenales, Ajellomycetaceae. Bases 1 to 5796 code for a protein of 1931 amino acids. Gene Ontology annotation, molecular function: DNA binding. The transcript has 5 exons.
AUGCUCCGUCAGCAGAGGCAGCAGAAAUCUCAGGGAAUGACAUCAUCGCCACUGCAAGGCGCUGAUAUCGCCGCCGGCCUGAGUCGUAGUGAUUGGUCAUUGUCGCACACAGCAGAUAAAUUGAACCUGUGGGAAAUUCGCUUCCGGGGUUACCGGCAGACUGAGUCAUCAUUCAUUAGUACGAGUAUUUUAAGAUGGCAGAUCCAAAACAUAGGAGUCGCAAGCCAGUCUCGAAAAGGGCACAGCGUAAUGAUGGCUCGGAGCUUGAGAGACCUUAUUGAAUUUUUGCUUGCGGAGAUAUCGCUCUGUGGUGAGCGAGAGGUUUCUGUUGGCAAGAACAGGGAAGGCAAUAACCUUACUCUGGAUGAGGUGGAAGGCCGGUGUGUCGAAACCGCUGCAGAGGAGCCAUAUUCCAAUUCUCAAAAUGCCCUACCACCAGAAGAUGGCGGCCUCGCUGCCGCAGGGACGCAGAUACAGCCAAACUCAGACGAGAAACUUCGCGUCUAUGUUUCAGAAGAGCGAGUGUGGCUUGCUAUCGCUGGGCAUGAGCUCGACCAUUCGAGGGUUCCUCCCCUAGAGUUCGCUCUUCUAUCUGUCAUUGCUUCCCGAAAGUGGCGAGGGAUUAUGCAGCCAGAACUACCUAAACUGACUGGCCAAGACAAGCGCUCCAUUCCCAAGCGAACAGAUUCUUUAAGCCAGAAAGGAUACAUCGAGAAAAAAGCUGUUCAGUAUAAGUCUUCUCGUACAAGUUUAUGCACACUCCGUCAAUUUGUCCGUUCAAAACUAGCUGAGCAAUGUGAUGGGCUGUCUGGGGAGAAUGCAAGUUCCCAACCGGGUGAGCUAACCAAUAUGGUUGAUUUCCCUGUUCUCCUCGAGAAGCUUUUUCAAUGCCUUAAAGAAUUCAAGGUCAUUACACGAUAUGACUUGAAAGCAAAACUUGGAAUGGAGGAUCGCUGGCGCGCCCGGAUUUUAGGAAGGGCCAUUCGAAAGUUGGAAAGAAUAGGUUGUGUCCGUCGUGUCAGAGCAGUAUCUCAAUACUCUGAUAGGAUGAAAACUCGACAUCAAUCUGUCAUGCUAAUCCGGGAACUCACCGAAAACGACCUUCGGCUUUUCCUUGAAGACAGUCGGACUCUGAUAUCAUACCUGGAGCAGGAGGACAUGGAUGCUGCUGAGAUGGACCAGGACCAAGGCCAGCAAGAUACGGUAGAUGGACUACCCGAGGUUAAGGGAAACGUUGCCAGCACACCUGAAGUUGAAUAUUUAGAGCAGAUGGGACGGGUUGUACCUAGAUGGACACCGGAUCAGAUUUUGCCAAAUUUAAUAUUUGACAUCGUACAUAAGAGUGGUCAAGAAGGAAGUACUAACCAUGAUAUCAACGUCGCAUGUAUGGGCCCGUUUUACAAGCGGCCAAUCGAGUAUACAGUGAGUCGGCUUGUUGAGAUUUGGCAGGUUUCUCAACCGAUUUACCUUAGACACCUCGCUGUGGUUCGAGAUGUAGGACUUCGGGGUACAAUUUCGAUGUAUAUCCAUUAUUCCUUGAGCAAUUUCAGAUCACUGGUGCACGACGGCCAGGUUUCGUGGGAGGCGGUGAAACUUUCAACGGAGAGAAAAUUUAGUGUUAAAAUUCCUCCCAUUGAUGCGACAUUCCAAGUAGAUGAACAUGGUUUCCCUGUGGAUAUGAAACCAUCGAACCUGCUGAAUGAUGGCGAUGCAACACUUAAAGACUGCCUUGAGGCUGCGAAACCAUCCGAUUACACCCUCACAAUGUACGAUCCUGUUGUACAAAAACGUGAUGACGGCACUUGCGAAGCCAUAAUUUUCCGAGGGAGGAUGUUGGGCGGAAAGCCCAAAAGAGCCUCUAGUCACUUCGGUUUAGAUGCAGGUUCAUCAAGUGCUGAAGAGGACGCACCGCAGACUCCCAUUUCUCGAGGGCGGAAACGGAGAGCAAUUGAAGCAGAUUUUGGUCGAUUAAUAGAUGUCGUGGACGACGUUCUGGAUGAAGGAAAAACUGGAGGACCAUCCAAACGCCAGCGAAAAAUGAAGGAAUAUGUUGAUCCUUAUGCUGGAAUGACGGAGAAGGAGAAGUUGGAAGCCCAGGGACUCGACGAGACGUGGACCGAAUACAGCAUCCUCCUACUCGAACGUCCUGGACCUGGUAUCUUUUUCACUCCACCAGGCAAGCGACGGCCAGUCGGAAAAGCCCGGGGUCGCCCGGGUCGAAGUCGUAUUGCUGUCAUCAAAUCGGAGAAGCUGAAGGAAAUUGAGUGGUUUUCUAAUCAGCAAGAUACUGAAGAUUCCCCAAAUGAAGCUACACAGGAUUUGGAACCUAGUUUUGUAGCUGUCAAUCAAGCAGAGCGCAUUGCGAAUCGAUCCGAAUCACCACCUUACUCGAGAACGAAACUUUCUCGGUCCACGGCGAUGCCCUCAUCUCGACUCACUGAUCGAUUGCAACCGGGUGAGGAUGCCGAUGUCCAAGAAACUCUUCCUCCUGGUGUUGACGCGGGGACCCAUGACCAUCUCGACAAUCCACCGCAAUCCAAUAAAAGGAAAUAUACUGACAUGGGCGGUGAUGAAGAAACAUCGAUACCCGCUCAGACUGGCGAAUCCCCCUCCAAAAGAAGGAAUACUCAGUUGCAACAAAGUCGCCAAGUGUCCAGAAAAGAUCUUCCAGGGAAAGAAAUCGACAAGUCUCCUAGAAGGGAUGUCAGAACUGGUCCAGCAGAGCUAAUUAGGCUUAUUCCACAAGCUGACAAGCCGGUGCAAGGUCCACAAACCACAGGGCAACGUGCGACUCCCGUAGCAGCUAGGCGUGAGCGAACACAGAAAGUUGGCGAUAUCAAUGUGGGUUACGAGGGAUCAAAAUCGCCUGAAGCGGUUGAACAUAUGCCGAGUGGGAGUAAUGGUGAAACACCCUCAGAAGCUUUACGAUCGCACAGACCCCAAUCCUCCAGCGCUACUCCUUCGGAGCAUGUACCCGGACCAAACAAUACAUGUAGGGAAGCCUCCCAGCCCAGGAUGGAAAUCGAGGAUACGGAAAAUAGAACAAUACAAGCCACAGAUAUUGCCUCUCAAGCUUCUGAAACCAUAUCACUCACAAAUGCUAAAACGAAAGCUAAGAAGCCAGAUAUUCAAGGAGGAUCCAUUGCGUUUCUUCGAAGGAAGAUUGUCAUGGAUGUGGUCGAGAGCGCCGACGGAGUGUAUCCAUACGGCACUGAGUUGUGGUACCCUUUCACUACUGCUUGGCUAAAGACCAAACAAACCGAAAGGCCCGACUUUCGCACACUUCGAAAUGCGGUGAAAUAUAUGACUGAGAGUGGGAAGCUCCGCCAGCUAACCUUCAGCGGGAGGAACAGCAAAGGGCUAAUGGUCACCAAGUCCAUCAUUGCGAAACCAGAUAUCCCUGCAACUGAUCCAAUAGUUGUGGAUUUGCUGAGGGCAAUGUUAGAAGCCGACCCCCAGCAAUACUUCCCACCCGGCCCUGAUAUUGAUCCAUCAAUAAGGAAGUCGCACAAAAUCACACAACUGCCCGCAAGAAAACUCCCGGAGAUAGAAGAAGAAGUCACUGUGACAUUACAUCAAGUGCCGGUGAAGGCCCGACCUCCUGAAAUGAGACAUACCCGUGUUUACAAACCAAGAUCGGGGCCCAUAGAACGGCUUCGAAGUACUAAGCGACGGUCUCCUGCAAAUUCCUUUUUGAACUGGUUAACAACGAUGCAAGACCCAAGCCUGGAAACGGGAAUACGGCAGCACGUCCCAUCAAUACCAAGGCCGUUACCAUACACAAUCAUUUUGUGUCCGUCCCAAUCGUUCCAUGCCCCAACUGGCACAUUUGGAACCAUAUUAUCUGAUAUGCAAGGGCGUAGCAAAACAACGACGAUGCCCCAAUGGGCCCAGACAGCCAUGAGUUUACCACGAAAUCUUGGAGAUAUCCUUUCCAUGACAAAGAAACGGCAGCCCCCAUCGUCAAAUCUGACCGAUCCUGUUUCUAGCAGGGUAUUCUCUGAAAUUGAUGCAGUAGGCAGAUGGGAAUCUAGGCACCCUGAGCUAUUCGAUUCGCAGAGAGUCGGAUGGAGAUACAUUAACCAUGGGAUACCUGGCCCAUUUCAAAGCGCUCCUCUGGACGGCUCUGUACGAUUCGAUGCCAGUGAAACUUCACAAGUAUCGACGGGACGAGCAAGACCACAUCCGCAGAAUUCACUUCGGAUCCUCGCAUCAUCGUCCGCCGGAGUAACUCCAUCAGCGCGUCCAUCUGGUCGUCAAGUCGCAUCUCGUGGUCAGAAGCGCCUCGACCUACCCUUCAACCGACGACUCGAGCAAAUGCAAGAGUCAAAAGCGGAUAAACGAACUUCCAAAGCAGCAGCCCCGACUGCUCGAAGAAUCAAGCUCAUCAAUAUCCUCUCUGGCGACAUUGUACAAAAGAUCACUGUUGCGAUGGUCGUUGUUCGAACUUUGGCAGGUGGACUUGAGGGUAAAAUGAUUGACUGGCAGCUCGUUACGCUAGCUUUCCCAGAUCACGACCCUAAGCUUAUCACGGAUCGUGGAAAGGCGAUCAUUUCAAGAAAUCGACUUCAAAUGUCGAAAAUGCAAAGUGAUUUUCAAGACCAAUAUGCAGAAGCAUACGAGAAGGACCAGGUACCACGUAUCGAUUAUGCCGACCUUACCUCGUAUGAUUGGCAGUGGAUCGUUAAUUGGGCGAGCAACAAACUCGAGGCCCCCCGUUCAGAUAAUCUUCCAAACUUACCAGCUACCCACCGGCAAUUUGAUAGCCUUUUUGACGUUCGUCCCGAACCGGUUCAAACGCUUGACGAGCUAUACCAACAUAAUGCCCCAGCCACGAUUCCUCGAAAACAAGCCUUGCUAGCUGGUACAAGCUUUGCAAUCCCUGUUGCCAGGACUGGCACGAGACAUGAACGGCAACGGCCCGGAACUGAACGCCUCAACGUAGCUAAAACCUGGGUACGGGCGAAUGUGAUCACGCCGGAAGAGUCGUAUAACUCAGCAGAGGCGCGGCGCAUUCUUGAAUGCCUUGGCGAAGAGCUCAUUGGGCAAGCGAUACAGUCGCUCAUCAUUGAACGAGUGAUCUCCAUGGGAAAUAGGGGUCGAAUUACUCCAGGGCGCAAUUACGACGUGACAGAGUAUUUCGUGCAUACAUUUGGCCGCAAACGCGCCAUUGAAGCAACGCAGUUGAAACGAGCGGCGACUUUCAAAACCACCAUCCUGGACACGCAACUGCAUCUGGAAGGGAAAUGCGCUGUCAACUAUGACGCGGAAGACGGGGAUAUCCUCGUCCUUAUCAACCUCUUCGCCGAGGGGAGGGUGACGAUAUGGCCCAAAAACCCGCCGAGGGAUAAAUACGGGCUGACGGAUGGCGGCUACCUGACGCGCCUCAUGGACAAGGGCAAGCUUCGCUUCGACGUCGAGGUUCUCCCUGUCCCCGAACGCUACGUUUAUGGAAACCCCGUCCAGCUCCCCAAAAGAAUGCCGAGAGGCGAUAUGCCGGCUGACUUCCCGCCCUCCACCAGUCCCCCUUUCUGCAAAAUCCCCCUUUGGUUCGAUAUCCAUGGCAACUUUGUCAAGAUGCUCUGGGACCUGGUUAUUGCGGCGGUCGUGGGCUAUCUUGCUGCUCGCCCCGGCCUCAGCGCAGCAGGCAUCAGCCGUAUAUUUCAGCCUCAUAUUGCUGAGUGGGAGGUAGCUUUGGUUCUGGAGUGGAUGGAGGAAGCUGGUGUCGUUGAGAGGCUUGCUGGUUUGUCUGGCUGGGCGGUGAAGGAGUGGUGGUGGAUGGUUGUGCAGAGCUGA